AUCAGUCCGCAGGUCACCAUCACCUCCUCACUAACACUCUGCCUCUCUCUCUGCUCCUCCUGGCCCGGCUCGGCUCGGCUCGGCUCGGCUCGGAAGGUUUUCUGCUGGAGCAGGACACAGAGCGGGACAGGACAGGAGCGGGACCGGGACCGGGACCUGUCCGGUCAUGCUGGGCGCGGUGAAGAUGGAAGGGCACGAGGCUCCGGACUGGAGCGGAUACUACAGCGAGGAGGUGUACUCUCCGAUGGCGGGCAGUGGGAUGGGUUCUGGUCUCGGGAUGGGCUCUAUGUCGGGCUACAUGUCUAGCAGUGGGACCACAUCGGGAUCCUUCAACAUGUCGUACGGCGGCACUGGCCUAAGCCCUGCCCCCGUGGCAGGGAUGGGUGGCUCCGCUCCAGCAGCCAUGUCCGGCCUCGGCGGGGGCGUGGCUUCGAUGGGCGGGGCACUGAGCCCAUCCGGGAUGAGCUCGGUGUCGGCCCAGCAGGCCUCGAUGGGUCUGAACCCAUAUGGUGGCAUGAGUCCUGCCAUGAGCCCUGGCAUGGCAUAUGGCGGUGGCGGGCUGAACCGGAGCCGUGACAACAAGGCGUUCAGACGGAGCUACCCGCACGCCAAGCCGCCGUAUUCUUACAUCUCACUCAUCACAAUGGCGAUCCAGCAGGCCCCGAGCAAGAUGCUGACGCUGAGUGAGAUCUACCAGUGGAUCAUGGACCUGUUCCCAUACUACCGGCAGAACCAGCAGCGCUGGCAGAACUCCAUCCGGCACUCACUUUCCUUCAACGACUGCUUUGUCAAGGUGUCGCGUUCACCUGACAAGCCGGGAAAAGGCUCGUACUGGACCCUGCACCCGGACUCGGGGAACAUGUUUGAGAACGGCUGCUACCUGCGGCGCCAGAAGAGGUUCAAAUGUGAGAAGAAGAUGACGACGAAGUCUGACAGCAGGAAGGAGGGUGGAGGUGGAGGGGGGGCAGCGUCUCCUUCUGGGGACUCCAUCAAACCUCCAGGACUCCUGGACUCCUCUUCCCUGCCCUCCUCCAGCCAGGCAGCCUCGCCCCCCGGCCUGGACCUGCGGGGGGCCAGUGGGGCGGCGGACCUGAAAGUGUCUGGCUCCCAACUCCUGUCCUCCCUGUCGCUACCCCCCCACUCCAUGGCGCACGAGUCCCAGCUCCACAUCAAAGGAGACCCCCACUACUCCUUCAACCACCCGUUCUCCAUCAAUAACUUAAUGUCGUCUUCAGAGCAGCAGCACAAACUGGACCUGAAGGCCUACGAGGCCCUGCAGUACUCGUCCUACAGCACUGGGGGGGCAUCCGGCCUCGGUGGGCGGACCAUGGAGCCUCUGGAGGCCUCGUACUACCAAGGAGUGUAUCCCAGACCGCUGCUCAACACCUCAUAGUAGCUGCUGCACCUCCUGUUUGUUUACUCUGCAUGCAGCCGUCCGGACUUCCUGUUGGACUGUGAGCGGAUGCAGGACCCGAUCCGGGUUCUGGUUUCUGCAGCAGCUGAACUGAACUUCUGCACUGUGACCAAACCAGGACUCAAACAGUCCCACUAACAUUCAGAGGACCUGCCCCCCUUUUACACACAGAGACACCAAAACAGGUCAGAAACACAUCCAGCAACACUUUAUAUCCAGUCAGACCAGUAUCCCCAGUGUCACUAGUCAGACUAGUGUUACCAGUCAGACUAGUAUCCCCAGUAUCACCAGUCAGACCAGUGUCACCAAUCAGACUAGCGUUACCAGUGUCACCAGUCAGACCAGUAUCACCAGUAUCACCAAUCAGACUAGUGUUACCAGUGUCACCAGUCAGGCUAGUGUCACCAGUAUUACCAGUCAGACCAGUGUCACCAGUCAGACUAGUGUUAUCAGUAUUACCAGUCAGACCAGUGUCACCAGUCAGACUAGUAUCACCAGUAUCACCAGUCAGACUGGUGUUAUCAGUAUCACCAGUCAGACCAGUGUCACCAGUAUCACCGGUCAGACCAGUAUCACCAGUCAGACCAGUGUCACCAGUCAGAGGCUGUGUCACCAGUAUCACCAGUCAGACUAGUGUCACCAGUCAGACCAGUGUCACCAGUAUCAUCAGUCAGACCUGUAUCACCAGUCAGACCAGUGUCACCAGUCAGAGGCCGUGUCACCAGUAUCACCAGUCAGACCAGUGUCACCAAUCAGACUAGUGUUAUCAGUAUCACCAAUCAGACCAGUAUCACCAGUCAGACCAGUGUCACCAGUAUCACCAGUCAGACCAGUGUCACCAGUCAGAGGCCGUGUCACCACUAUCACCAUUUAGACCAGUAUCACCAGUCAGACCAGUGUCACCAAUCAGACUAGUGUUAUCAGUAUUACCAGUCAGACCAGUGUCACCAGUAUCACCAGUCAGACCAGUGUCACCAGUCAGAGGCUGUGUCACCAGUAUCACCAGUCAGACCAGUGUCACCAGUAUCACCAGUCAGACCAAUAUCACCAGUCAGACCAGUGUCACCAGUCAGAGGCCGCGUCACCAGUAUCACCAGUCAGACCAGUGUCACCAGUCAGAGGCAGUGUGCUCCAUGGAAACAGGAAGUAGCCUGUCUGGAACUUUACGGGUCACAUGAGGAACAUUUAAAGACCAGUGAGGAGAACCUCAGUGGUCCUGCUGGAACCGGAUCAGGGAGGAACGAGGUCAUUUAAAACUUUAUUGACAAGUGAAAGAACUUUAACAUCAGUUCUAACAGAUGUCAGUGAUGUCAUGUGAUCAGCUGUGUGGUCAUGUGAUCCUGGCAGCAGCUUUC
Thunnus maccoyii (southern bluefin tuna) is the source of this 2769-nucleotide messenger RNA. RefSeq names its product forkhead box A1 (gene foxa1). The record is from RefSeq and is a predicted model, not a curated record. Gene Ontology annotation, biological process: anatomical structure morphogenesis; regulation of transcription by RNA polymerase II; cell differentiation. NCBI's taxonomy places the organism in Eukaryota, Metazoa, Chordata, Actinopteri, Scombriformes, Scombridae. Gene Ontology annotation, molecular function: RNA polymerase II cis-regulatory region sequence-specific DNA binding; transcription factor binding; protein domain specific binding.